AUGCCACCAUUGAUUCCUGCCUCACUCUGGACCAGAUCCGAUAUAAAAGAAUUCAAAGACUCCAUCAGAAAAUCUCCUGAAAAUUGUAUCAAAGUCGGCUCUCUCUCUACCGCCACAGUAAAAGUCCCAACACACGAAGACGGCACCAGGAUAUUCUGGGAGUUCGCCACGGAUUAUUAUGAUCUAGGAUUCGGGGUUUACUUUGAGUGGACGUUGAAUCCUCAACCUGACGUCACUGUACAGGUCUGUGAAAGUAGCGACGAAGAAGACGCUGAAGAAGAUGCUGAGACUGUUUCAACAGACAAAGGUGACAUUGAGAAGGGAACUCGAACAAGAAAAGAAGGACCACCAAUGGAUGAAAUUAUACAAAUACACAGAAGAGAUUGCCACGAAGAGGUAUAUUGCGGGAGCCAUAUAUACCCCGGUCGUGGCCUAUAUCACCUUAAAUUCGAUAACUCUUACUCACUCUGGAGAUCUAAAACCGUGUAUUUCAAAGUUUUCUAUUCAAAAUGA
This is a messenger RNA of Helobdella robusta, 513 nucleotides long. RefSeq lists its product as hypothetical. Gene Ontology annotation, cellular component: Golgi membrane. The record is from RefSeq and is a predicted model, not a curated record. The transcript has 4 exons. The coding region runs from base 1 to 513 and encodes 170 amino acids. NCBI's taxonomy places the organism in Eukaryota, Metazoa, Annelida, Clitellata, Rhynchobdellida, Glossiphoniidae.